GAGGGUUAGGCAGGAAGACAGGAGUGUUACAUCACUUCCUGUUUAAGUCAGCAAGUGUUUCCUCUCUGACUUCUGCUUCACUUCCUCUUUCUGUCCCAAAGAACUGACUUUGAUUAGUUUAAUAUGAAACACAGUAAUAAAUAUAUUAUUAUUAUCACUUUGAUGUUUUCAUCACUUUAGAGUUUAAGCUGUAAUACCCUAUUAUUGUUGUUGUUAUUGUUGGUUAUGAGAAUCUGAUCCAGAAACAAGACAACCUGUUGGAUAUGCAAAUGAGGUGUCGCUGUGAUGUGAUUGGUAGAUUCAGAUAAAUGUCAGAGGGAGGAGUCAAAAACAGGAAGUGACAGAAACAACUUCUUAAAAAACACAGAAGAAGAGAGAGAGAGAGGUCCUGUAGUGAGCCAGUGAAGGUGAGUGUACUGUAUUGUACUGAUACUUAGUUUAUGUGUAUUCUCUCAAUGUGAGUGUGUACUAAUACUCGGCGUGUGUACUCGUACUCAGAUGGAGCCGCUGUGUGAGGACGAGCUCUGCUGGCUGCAGCUCGAUGAUUUCAGAGUUCUCCUCAUCAAGAACAUCGAGCCGUCAAGAAUCACUCCAUACCUCCGCCAGUGUCAGGUGGUCAGUGCUGAGGAUGAGGAGCAGCUCUUCAACGACCCGACCCUCGUGGUCAGGAGGAGGAAAGUUGGAGCCCUGCUGGACAUGUUGCAGAGGACAGGGGUCAAAGGUUACACAGCCUUCCUGGAGAGUCUGGAGCUGGAUUAUCCUCAACUCUACAGCCGGAUCACCGGGAAGGAGCCCAACAAGACCUUCAGCAUCCUCAUCGACACCGCAGGUGAAUCCGGUCUGACUCGGUUCUUGAUGUCGGAGCUCAGCCGCCUGCAGAGGGCGCUGCAGGAGGAGAGGAGGCGUCGCCAGCAGGCCUGCUCCAUCGCCAAGGAACAGGAGGCGUGGUCUCGGCAGCAGCAGCUGAAGGACGGCGAGCUGAGGAAGCUGACUGAGCGUGUGCAGAAGGUCCGUGAGGAGCGUGAGCGGCUGAGCGAGGAGGUAAAGCAGCUCCGGGAUCACAACUACAGUCUGAUGGCCGACGUCAACACGCUCGGUCAAGAGAAGAGCGCCGCCCUGCUGGCCAACCGGGACCUGCAACUAGAGGUGGAACGUCUGAAACACACCGUGCAGCGAGUUGAGAGUCAGACCCGACUGCUGAGAAGACGAACACAGAAACCACUCCAGGAGAGCAGAAGUCUGGCUCCGCCCACAGAGACCCCCUUCCAUCCAAUCAUAAAGGAGCUAAACAAGGAAAAGCAGGAGGAGAAAAAAGAGGAGAAGGAGGCGCAGGAGAAUGAGGGUUCAGCUCCUAUUCAGCUGAACCUCCUCACUACAGUGUUAAGGAAACAGAUCCACAGAGCAGAGGAGCAGAGAGACAAUAGUCAGGAGGAGGAGGAAGAGGAGGAGAAGGAGGAGCUGCUCUCUGCUCAGCUGAAGGGAGAGGUCAAGAUGUACCAUCAACAAAACCAACAAACAAUCAGACAGCUGGAGGAGGUGAUCAGAGAGAGGGACAAGGUCCUGUCAUCGUGGACGCAGCAGCAGGAGGAGGUGCGGCUGCUCCUGCAGGAGAAGGACCAGUACAGGGAGCAGGUCAGACGGCUCACAGAGCAAUGUGACAGGCAGGAGCUCCUCCUGAAGAGGUCACAGGGGGAGGAGCUACAGGUGAGGACACGCCUCCGCAGACUCAGGUGCUAUACUCACCAGUGUGAGAGGAGUGUGAGCAGCGAGGAAGAGGAGGAGCCCAGAGAGGUCACUGCUAAAGGUAGCAGUGAGGUGCGUAGUGGAACGUCUGUGGAGAAUGAAGAGGCGUCAGUGCUGCAGCAACUGGACUCGCCUGUAGGAGGAGCCACAGAGUCUGAUCACAGGCCCAGCACUGCUGCAUCAUGGGACGAGGAGACGGGCGGCGGUCUCUCCUCCAGAACGCCGUUCUUCUAUCGCAGGAAGCUAGCCCUCAGGUCAAAGGUUGUCUGCAAGGAGUACACAGCUGGUAACCAUGACGACAGCAGUGGCAGUCAAGUCACCGACUCUGAUUGAAGAAGAGCGUCUUUCAAAAUAAGAGUCUAACAUUUUUCUGUUCAUGUCAUUCAUAUUCAUCAAAGAGGUGAAAAGUUAUAUAAUAAUAAUAGAAGUAGAAAAUACGGUUUCCCAAGUAAAUAUCUUUUUGUACUGAACACAUUAUUCAAAAUGUAGAUGUUGUUUUCUCUUUUUUUUCAUAAUAAAACAGAUCAACCAGAA
Messenger RNA from Pseudoliparis swirei, 2277 nucleotides. RefSeq names its product caspase recruitment domain family, member 9 (gene card9). Lineage: Eukaryota; Metazoa; Chordata; Actinopteri; Perciformes; Liparidae. Gene Ontology annotation, biological process: regulation of apoptotic process; positive regulation of canonical NF-kappaB signal transduction. Bases 499 to 2076 code for a protein of 525 amino acids. The record is from RefSeq and is a predicted model, not a curated record. The transcript is spliced from 13 exons.